AUGGGCAGCGACCAUGAGCGCAAAGAGGAAUGCCAUUACACCAAGGCUGUUCGAAAGCGUGGUCGCCGACCGAGGGGAGACCCUGGCCGGGAACUACACCGUGAUGACCAGAACUUUAGGAACAGAUCGCCCCAGAAUCAAUCACGAAGUCCUGGAGAUACCGUGAUGUCAAGUAGCACGUCAAAUCAGGAUGCGCCCUCGGUGAUGUCCUCUCUGGAACACCGAUCAUAUGGGCUCGAUGCGAAUGCAAAUGACACGCUGUCUAUAACAAGUCCCUCUGGCGCAGAUAAAUUUGCAACCAACAACCCACCGUUUUCUGCGCAGGAAGACGCAUUGGGUGGGCUUUUUCAGACUUCUCUGAGCAGGUCACUGUCCGGUCUUCAUCAGACUGUCUUUGACGAUGUCCCUGGGUCAAUGCCGGACCAUGUAUCAAUGAGAUCAACCUAUCGCUGCCUUGACUCGAUGCUCCCACACUUGAAUGGCCUCCUUUCCGCCGAGGAGGCUUCGGAGAUGCUCGAAAUUUACUUCAAUGAGAAGCACAACUCCCUCUUCAAAUCAACAUCUCCCUACAUGCUAGCUCAUGUCUUGCACCCAUCAUCCGUCCUCCAUCCUACCGAUCCUCGGCCAACAUCAGCGGCGCUGCUUGCUGUCAUCCUGUUUUGUGUUGCGCAAACUGCCGACAUGAAAAUAUUUGACACGCCGGGGGCCCGAGAACGCAUGAGUGUGGAUCUCUAUCGUCUUUCAUUAGACCUGCUUCAAUCCGAAGAUCCAGAUAAUUACUUCCGUACAUCUGACGGCUGGCAAUUCCAUCCUCAUCCCAGUGGCGGUACGCCAAAUAAUUCACAUUCGGCUCCGGAUCGACAGGCAAGUGGCAAAGCGUUACUGCCCCGACAACUGGGCUCAACUGAUACCAUUCUGGCCGUUGCUAUCCUGACAAUAGUAAUAUCGGGCGGACACUAUAAAGCCGACUCGCUUAAAUGGCGCGACAAGUUGAUUCGGCUGGUUCGAGCCAGUGGGCUCAGCAUGGAAGACCAAGACAUUGAUCUCGGGCCCGUUUUCUGUGGGCUAUACAAUGGCGACGCUACUUUCCGAAGAUGGCUAGUCGCGAAAGAAGAGCGUAGACGCUUAUUCUGGCUCACACUUGGCCCUGUCCUUCAAUAUGCGAAUCAGUAUUGCCGAAGGCACUUUUGCGUGCGGACCCCCUUGCCGGAGAAGCUCUGGCAAUCCCUCGAUACGGCUGAUCUGAACUGUAUUCCUGCGUGUUCAUUAGGUCCGCCCACCCAAAUAUCGGGCGGUGGGUUCUUCGAAUACUUCCUGCCUCUCGCCAGGGUUUUGGGCCAGAUCAUCGACUUGCACCAUGUUCGGGCCCAUCCCACCCUCGGGCAGUACAUUUCUCGGGAUGCUGUUCGCCGCAUAGAGGCGAUGAUAGCCCAUCGAGAACAGGAGCUCGUUGACUUGGAGAAUCAAGCAGACUCAUACGUCACCAAUGACGGAGCUCUUCACUCCUUCCCGCAGCAAUCCAAUGGUGGCCCAUCCCAAGGCGUGGACCCAUUUGGAUCUCCUAAUGCAGGAACGUCAAAGGACCCGAAGCUCCAUUUAGUGAAGAUCUACAGCACUUAUCUACUGCAUGUCUUCUACAUACUGUUGCAUGGUAAAUGGGAUCCCAUCUCAAUGAUCGAAGACAGGGACGACUGGAUCACCUCGGAAAGCUUCUUGACCUGUGCCUCGCACGCCUUGAGUGCAUCCGGGGUAGUUUCGCAAAUUCUGACCAUCGACCCGGAAAUGACCUUCAUGCCUUAUCUGUUUGGGAUUUACCUUCUUCAGGGCAGUUUCAUUCUCCUUCUAUUUGUGGACCGCAUGCCCGAGCUUGGUCCGAAUCGAUCGGUGGAAGAGGUGUGCGAAACGAUUAUCAGAGCUCACGAGGUGAGCGUGGUCACUCUUGAUACCACUUUCCAAAAAAAUUUCCGCAAGGUAUUCAGGUCCAUGUUAUAUGACGCCCAGCAGGCUGGGCCUCAUUCUUGGGAUGAACACAAAGCUCGACGCAGAGAACUACUCUCUCUAUACCGGUGGACACCCUUGGCUCAAGGUCUUGCCUAUUGA
Molecule: messenger RNA, 2100 nt
Organism: Penicillium daleae
Lineage: Eukaryota; Fungi; Ascomycota; Eurotiomycetes; Eurotiales; Aspergillaceae
Product: fungal specific transcription factor domain-containing protein
Exons: 6
Coding region: 1-2100 (699 amino acids)
Source: RefSeq, a predicted model, not a curated record